AUGUUUCGAUCUGUUAAUGUUAAAGGCCGUGGAAGUUAUGCGCAAACUAAAUUAAAGGAAUUUAUUCGGACAAAAGUAAUUAAACCCAGUUCUAUCUUGAAUCCUGCGGAAAAAUUAAAAUUGUAUCACAAGGAGAACAAGGGAUUAUUUGGACCAUUGUUGGAUAAGAAGAUACCAAAUAAAUCGCGUACAUCUAAAACUGUUAAAAAUAGCAAGACAUCGCAUCAAAACAACGAAACGACAGUAUCUAGUGGAAAUACGCAGAAAUUCAGUGCUUCAGGAAAUGUGCUCCAGAGGCUGUGUCAUUUAACUCCCGUAGUCAUUUUAAAAAUAAGGAUGUGGCAGAAGUCAAAGGCUUGUUUUAACUAUGCUGCAGUAUUACUAAACAAUAAUACUGUUAGGGGAAUUAAAACAAUUGCUGUGAGUAAUUCUGCAAGAAGCUCCCCUGCAGAACCAGGUUAUGCAAGUGAAGACAAGAUCCUGCAGAUCAAACCACACCAAAAUGAUUUUGCCAAACAAUAUCCAUCAGUCACAUUAAUCUUGAACAAGACCAUGACUGAUGAAUCACGAGCAGCCCUAGAAAAAUGGAAACAGGAAAGAAUUGCAGAAAUGGGUUUAGAAGAAUUUAACAGAUUUUAUGAAGCACAAAUGGCAGUGGGGACAAAGUUUCAUAGUACAUUGAAGAACUAUUUUACACAGCCCCAAACUCAGUUACGUAUCGAAAAAGAUGUGGAAGGAGUGUGGGUGUCGGUUGCCGAUGUUUUAAAAAGCAUUUCUUCGCCUAAGGCCAUAGAGUCCAAUGUUAUACAUCCUGUUUUGAAAUAUAGGGGAAUAAUUGAUGCUAUCGCAGAUUAUGAAGAUAAGCCGACAUUAAUAGAAUGGAAGAAAUCAGAUAAGCCACGGAAAUCAAUAGCGCUAACAUAUGACAAUCCUGUCCAGUUAGCGGCAUACUUUGGGGCUGCGGGAAAAGAGUAUUCGAAGAGGAAAUUGGGAAGCUCUAAUUAUGGUUACAAAAGGAAUGAAUAA
Messenger RNA from Parnassius apollo (apollo), 1026 nucleotides. NCBI's taxonomy places the organism in Eukaryota, Metazoa, Arthropoda, Insecta, Lepidoptera, Papilionidae. The record is from the annotation of a GenBank genome assembly.